ACAUCGACUGAAUUUCACAAAGGACUAUUAUUUUGGGAAACGGAGUCACUGCCGUUCAGCACCGCCCUUUAGCCAACCCACUUCCUCCAUCGUUAGGGGCUACAGCUGGACAGAGCCGGUGAGACCGCCUGUUCGCAGCGCCUGCGCAACAAUGGUGCUGCCCUCAACGGAUCCGCCUCACUGUGAUUGGUGAAAAGGAUGAUGGAUGCGCGUGCUUUUGCGGGAAAGGCCACUUAAUUGGCUGAGAGGGAUGUCAAUCAGAGAUCCUCACCUCCGCACAUUCAUUUCCGCUCGGGGGUUGAAGAUCCAGUAAGGAGAUGAAGGAUUGCACUGUACUACUCCAGAGAAUACAAAGAGGAUAGAUACCGCAGAGAUCCUGACCAUCAUCCAAGGAACAGCUGCACAAAAGUGGGAAGACAUCCAGUCCCUUUACAGCAUUGCUUGACACAAAGAAGGCUGGGCGGUGAAACCAUCAUCUGGAAAUCGGUUGGGUCAGGGGAGGCUUUGACAUAUCAUCAGAUCUGAAACUGGUCAGGGUGUGGAACCUUCCAUCAGAACCAGCCUAUCUGAAAAUCUGUGGAUGUUCGGUCAGGGUGAGGCUGAAGAAGUGAGUGGUUCCAAGUGUGGGAAGAGCUUCAUUCAUUCAUCAAGCCUCAUGAGCCACUGACUCAAUUCUAUUCAAAUGUGAGGCAUUUGUGGAAGGCUCAGCAGAGUCCCGACACCAUCUCUCACGCAAGGUGCUUCAGUUGUGAACACACAGACAGGCACAUGGAAGAGAAACCAUUCAAGUGUGAGGUUUGCACUGAAGCUAUUGUGAUGUCUCCAAGGCAGAUGAUGCAUGCCUGGGAGAAGCCCUUCAGUUGUGAUGUUUCUGAAAUGCCUUUCACUCAAUCCUCCCACCUCCUGUCCUACCCAAAGAUUCACACAGGGGAGAAAUCAGUGACAUGUGAGACAUACAAUAGCUCAUUCUCACAGUUAUCAACCUUCCUCAACCAGGGAGACACUCACACCAGGGAGAAACCAUUCACGUGUGAGGUAUGCCACAAAUCGUUUGCACAGUCAUCAACCCUCCGUGUGCACCAUCGCAUUCACACAGGGGAGAAGCCAUUCACAUGUAAUGUGUGCAACAAAUCAUUCUCACAGUCAUCGAAUCUCCGUGCGCACCAACGCAUUCAUACUGGGAAGAAGCCAUAUACAUGCGAUGUGUGCGACACAUCAUUCUCGUACCCAUCAAACCUUCGCAAGCACCAAUACCGUCACACUGGUCAGAAACCGUUCAAGUGUGAGGUGUGUGAUCAGGCGUUCACACUGUCAGCGACGCUCAUGACUCACCAACGAAUCCACACCGGUGACAAGCCGUUCAAGUGCGAGGUGUGCAACAAGUCUUUCUCGCAGUCGUGGCCGCUGCUUGUGCACCAGCGUAUUCACACGGGAGAGAAACCGUUCACAUGUGAGGUGUGUGACAAAUCAUUCACGCGAUCAUCGACCCUCCUGCAGCACCGACGCAUACACACUGGGGAGAAACCUUUCAUCUGUGAGGUAUGCGAUAAAUCAUUCUUGCGCUCAUCAACCCUCCUCGAGCACCAGCGCAUUCACACUGGGGAGAACCCCUUCACCUGUGAGGUAUGCGAGAAGUCAUUCUCACGGUCUUGGACCCUGCUUCUGCACCAACGCAUCCACACAGGGGAGAAGCCAUUCACAUGCGAGGUGUGUGACAAAUCAUUCUCAGAUUCUUCAAAUUUGCGGAAACACCAGCGCAUUCAUGCAGGGGAGAAACAGUUAACAUACGAGGUGUGCAACAAAUCAUUGUCUGAGUCAUCAUACUUGCUCCCACCGGAUGCCCAGACAGGGGAGUAACCCUUCAAACGAGAGGUUUCUGUUGAGACUUUUGUGACCUUUUCAACCCUCUUGGGACUUCAGAGGAUACAAAUAGGAGAGGAGCUCUUCAAGCAUGAUGUUUGCGACAGGACUUUCAGCCAAGUCUCUGAUCUCCUGAAACCAGGGGAUCCAUCUGGUGAGAAACCAUUCAGGCGUGAGCCAUGUGACAUAACUUUCAUGCUGUCAGUGUAUCUCCUGGCCUCUCGCACAUGAGAAACCUGUUCAGUGUGAAUUCAGUAAUAAGGCCUUUAAUCGGUUCUCAGCUAUUGUGGAACACCAGGUGAACUCGUUCAGGAGGUACACUCCUGUUCCUGUGUGAAGUCAACCACAAUGGUUUACUUGCUGCUGAUCUCACCGCACACCAAUGUCUCCUUACAGACUUGGAGCUGAGUCACCUGCUUCUGUUUCACUGAGAGCUGUCUGUGUUGUUUACCCUCCAGUGUUCUUACAGGGCAGUUGUCGUUCCAAAGCACCGUCUGCCUCAACAACGUGUGUCUGAAAACUUUCCCACCAUCAGUCUAAUCAUUUCAAGAAGGUCAAUUUAACCUUUGACUGAAUCGCCAAAAGAAGACAUCUCUAUGUAUAGAGGCUCCUGUAUAAACUCAGCAUCUUUUCGGUGCCGUGUCAGGUACGUGUCAUUCACUGACUCUCAAUCUGAACAAGAAGACAAUCCAAAACUGAGUGGUUAGAAAGGCUUCAGCUUCUGAUUGACCAGCAUGAACUCCUGGGACAAGAGCCAUUCCUAGGGUGGUAAUGGAGGUACUUCAGUUAGCCUCAAUGUCUCUGGUCUAUGCAGGGGAGAAUCAGCCAGGAAUCCCGUUACUCAUCAGUGAGCCCAGCUGGGAAGUUAGGGGAAGGCAGGAUGUAUCUUGGCUGUGAAAGUCUCCAUUGUCUCACAUUCACUGCCUGGCUUUUCACAUGCUGAUUGGCCGCUCAAAUAGAGAGCGCUAGUGGCCAGUCAAUGUCCAGUCUGUCCUCCAGGUCAAUACCUUGUGGAUUGGAGGGAAUGGGGAAAAGGACAUCAAUUUCCCCCGCCCCCUACAAAAACAACAACUUUCAUUUAUACAGUACCAGUAUCGUAAUACAUCCUGAGGUAUUUCACACAGCUACAAUCGUAUCGAAAUUGAAACUGAAACAAGAAAGAUAUGAUAAGGAAUAGCGCUGCAUCUCCAAGAGGAUUUCCUCCACCACGAGAUGUGGGUAAUUCAGAAGAAUGUGUCGGCAUUUCCCCAAGUUAUGGUCAAGCUGGAAACAUCUCAGUAGUUUGCACAGCAUGAUUUAUCUCUUGAACAUAGUUACAAUUAUGACAUUCCUGAAGCAAAGGGAAACUCGUUUGCCUCGGAAAUCCGUGGAAUGAGGGAAUGGACUCUUCAUGUGAGCAAAUGUCUGCCAGCUUCGAGCUCAGCCAGAAUACCAUUGUGACUGCAGGUUUUUUUUCAUCUGAUUGCUGGGACUGGGAUAGAUUGGAAGGUAUCAGCUCCUGUUCACAGUUGCUGAGUUGUUUAUAUAUUGACCUUAAUGACAGAGAGCCACCAGAAUUAUUCAGAAUGACAAAAACUUGUAUAUAAUACUUUGAGUCUCAACGGCUUAGUGAUGAGGUACGGCAGUAGCUUAGAAGGAAAGAAAAGGAAGCAAUUCCUGCUCUCUCGAUCCUAUAAUCCUUUUGGAAAUUAUACCCCUUGUUCCCAAAAAUCUGUGGGUCGCAAAUCAGCACGGUCAGUCCCAUAAAGAUCAGUGGCAGAAACUCCCAACCCUGAAUAGAUGUCAUCUAUGAUUGAGGGACAGGUGAGGAGGAGUUGGGGGUUGUGGUGGUGGUUAAAUGAGAAGAGAGAAAAAUAGAGUUUUGAGGCGGGAAUUCAUGAGCAUGGAGUCUGGACUCUGAAGACCCAGCCAUCAUGGUGACAUGAAGGAAGUGGGCCACAUGUACUGAUGAACUGAACUGUGUAGAUCUGGAGGGUGACACAGAUAGGGAGGGAGUGAGGCCAUGGAGCAAUUUGUGUUUGAACAUGAGAAUUUUUAAUUUGAGGCACUGGGGACAUAGAAACUAAUGUAGGUCAGUGAGCACAGCAGUGAUAGAUGUGAGAGUUAGGAUAGAGAGUGCAAAGUUUUAGCUGAGAUAAAGUUUAUGGAGGGUGUAGGAUGGGAAGCUGGACAGAACAUUAGUCCAGUCUAGAAGCACCUGCAGUAUGGAUGAGGAUUACAACAGGAGAUGGACUAAAGUCAGAUGGGAGGGUGUUGAAAAUGGAGUUUGAGUUUAAACACAUUGCCUAUGACUCUGUAGUUAUUGAAUACCUAUUUCUUCACUAGAGACUUUAACCACUCAAUCAGUAGGAGAUACUGUGGUGAUGUAACUCCGGAAAUGUUUGUCAACUACCAGAAGUAAUACUUAACAAGUCUAGGUAGCAAAUCUAUUGUCUCAUCGUGGUCCUUGCUUCCAUAUUCAACCUAGAGUGCAUGCAACCUUAGUCUUACUUCCCUUGGUCCCUGCUGUUGUCUUCUGUUUCUGUCUUGGACGACAGUCUCUAGUCUUCAGUUUCAAGUUUUACGUGUGCUUUGGUCCCUGAAAGAUGGUGCUUUGUUAACGCUUUCCAAGCACAACCAUGUGCAGUGAUAUUACUAAACUUCAGUGUAAGUGACAACAAAGGGGUCAGUUGCACAAUGAAGGAAACUGUUGCCAUAAAGCUUCUAAGUCUGUCAAUCAGCAACUCCAAAGUCAUCACGUCCCUUGGCUUCCUGCUCUAAGACCAGCAUUAUGCAACUCUCCUCAGUGUUUACACUCCAACCCUGAAGGCUCAUGCAGCUGAGUAAGACAUAUUGUACACAGUUCUGUCUAAACUCAUCCAGAAUUGUCCUUGGCAAUUUCAACAUCACAAUUCCCAUCACAGCCUGGCAUGGAAGGAAGUCUUGGAAGCCGGGAGUUGGAAACUGCAAUGAAAACAGUUUCUAAUCUUGGAAUUCUAUGCAGAAAACCAGCUGUCCAUAACUAAGACCUUAUUUCCAGAAAAAAAGCAUUAUUUCAAGUAUACAUGAAGGUACUCUCAUUCUAAACAGUAGGACCUGAGAGACUACUCUUUGCUGCCCCAGUUUGACCUCGAGGAUGUCGUGCAUUCCCAUUGCUAACUGACAUGUAAACCGGCUGAAAUUCCAUUUCAUGUUUAAGCUCACGAACAUUAAAGGCAACCCUUCAAAGGAACAUUAAAUCAGAAUCUUGCAAAUCUCAUUGUGCAGAGAUAGCUAUCAAACCUGCAACACUGGCUACUACAGAACAGGUCAGACAAAAGUACAACUAGUUUAAUGAAAGUGACCAGGAAAUCCAAGAUCUGCUACCAAUAAAAAGGUGAGUCCAUUGGGCUCCCUCCUCAGAAAAAGAUAGCUUACCAUCAAGCGUACAGUAUCCUUCAUUGCAAACUGAGAAUUGGGACUAACAGAUGGAUCAUGCUUUGUAGGAAAAAGCACUGAUAUUGGUGACGUAAACUUCAAUGAAGCACUAAAAUCUAUCUGUGGAGCAAUAUCUUAAACCCAAGAGUACCAGGCGGAAUGCCGACAUUAAGACACGAACACACUGAGGAGGAGUUACUCCUGAAUCACCAGUCUGAGCGCUAUGAGAUAUUCCUCAGUGCCAAGUGCACAUCAGCCUCCUCCAGCAGCAGACUCCGAGAAGAACUAGCUGAGAGCACAGAUCUGGGAGAAACUGACUCCAUCAACCAGAUGAUGAGAAGCAAAGCCCUCUGAGUCUGUGCGGCAGUAUGGUGGCUCAAUGCUUAGCACUGGUACUUCAAUGCCAGGGGCCCAGGAUCGAUUCCACUCUCUGAUGACUGUCUGUGUGGGGUUUGCACGUUCUCCCCACAUCUGUGUGGAUUUCCUACCACAGUCCAAAGAUGUGCCAGUUAGCUGGAUUGGCCGUAGGAAAAUGCAGGGGUAGAGGGGUGGGUCUGGGUGGAAUGCAGUUCAGAGGGCCGGUGUGAGCUCAAUAGGCCAAAUGACUUGCUUCCACACUGUAGGUGUUCUAUGAUUCUCUGAACUCCACCUGAGAGUUUGAAGCAUGGUGACCCUACACGACACUCAAUGAAUUUGUAAAGGUGUUCCAGGAUGGAACAGGACUUCGUGAUAUUGUUGUCAUCACCUUGUACAAACACAAAGAGAAAAAUGUCAUUAUUCCGACUAUCAUGGGGGCAUUCUCCUUCCUAUUUCUGGGAAGGUCCUGGGUAACGAACCUGUGAAUUCACUUAUGCCUUCCAUUGCUGAAGGAAGUCUUCCAGAGAUGCUGUACAGUUUCAGGACAAAGGGAAGCAUCACAGACAUGAUAUUGUCUCUAAGUCAGUUUCAUAGACCUUGCAAAAUUGUUUGAUAUUGCGAGUAGAGAUGGACUCUGGAAAAUUCUUGACAAACCCUGAUGCCCACUUGGUUACGGUGAAGCAAUCCAUGAAAGUCUGUACAGGCAAGUCAAGCGCAGCAGUAACCUCUGACAAAUCUCCAUAUGGUGUUGAGCAGGAAUGUGAGCUGGUCCUGACCUUAUGCACCAUCCUUUUCAGUGUGAUGCUGCCACAAGCAACAACACACCUCCAGGAGGAGUUUUCAUGUGCUUCUGGAUGAAUGAGGGGGUCUCUUGGGCAUCCUCGGGUAUAUACAAAGACAUGGGAAAACCUCAUCUGUGAGCUACCUUUUGCUGAUGACUGCAUCCAUAACUAUUCACACAUGCAGCGUGUAACAACAUGUUACUCCGAAAUGAUGCAACUCUUCAAACAAAAAAUUAGUUUAAACAAAACUGAAGCACUGGACCUCAAGACAAGUAUCUACUAGACGUUAUCAUCGAGAGAACCCAGCUGAAUGCUUUUGAGCAAUUUACCAAUUUGGAGAGUUUUGAUGCCACCAUAGACAAGGAAGUAGACAACAGGCUUUCCAAAGCAAAUAGUGCAUUCAGUAUACUCUACUAACAAGUGUGGAGAACUGUAAACUCAAGGCGAGGACCAAACUCUAUGUGCAAAGACGUAAUCCUCACCACCCUCCUUUAUGAUGCCCAGUUAGGCGUUCAGCACUGCAGUCAUGUACACCUUCUUCAAUGCUUCCAUUAGCAUCGCCUCCGCAGCACCCUCAGGAUCCACCGUGAGGGCUACACAACAACCAUUGAACUCCUGGAAGCAACCAACAUCACCAUUGUCCUGCAAGGCCAACUGAUUUGGGUGGGUCAUGUUGCCCAGCUGGACAACAGUUGCCACUCAGGAUUGUGUAUGGGGAGCUGACCAAUGAUACAACCCUCCUAAAAUCUUGGUGUACAAGAGGAGUCAAGAGAGAGGUCCAAGUGAGAUGAGGCUAGAUUCUAAAUGUAUGAUCAAUCUCUGGCUCUUAAUCAUAUUUAUCUCCUAAUGAGACUUCCCAUUAUCUUCUGACUUUUUCCUAUGAUGUCAUUUAUUUGACCUCUUUUUAUAACUUCUCACGAACAAAAUGACACAUUUUACAGUAUGUUAUUGACCCAUUUGCUCAGGAGAAGAAGAUGUGUGCUGUCAUGCCCUCCUGAUUGAUACCAUGAACCUGUUGUCUCAGACUUACUUAACUGAGCGUUCUCAUUAAAUAGAAUCCUAUCACGGUGACCAUUUUGAUGUAGAGGUCAUCUGCUAGGGAUUAUUCUAACUACAGUUGGUGCUUGGAUCAAAUUACUUUUUAAAAUCAAAUGGUCAAUGGUAAAUAUAACCUAAAAAAUAGAGAUUGCAAACUAGAUAAUACUUAACCUGUAUAGAGUGUAUAUAAACUAUGUGCAUGAUGACAAUCAGUAUGUGGAGGAUGAGUUGUUGUUGAUCAGUAUACUUAAAGAUUUGGUUAAUACAUAGUCUUAUGGAAUAAAGGUCAAAAAGAAUUAUACUGUAAAGACUAUUACUGAGCAUAACACGAAGACAAAUAAUAGUGCGAUUUAGCAAAAUAUGGCUUAUGUUCUCAAACACUAUAAAUUCAGACUAGACUAAUGUAGAAUUAAUCUUUUGCUCUUUUCUACUUUGCAUAAUAAGUCUUUCUAACUUUUCUCUGAUGGCCAUAAAGCCAAGUGUUUGGUAAGGAUUUAAUGGGAUGCACAGUUGUUCGAGCUUGCUGCUUCAACCGUGAUAAACUGCAAAUUCUCACUUUGAGAUACGGUCAAAGUAAAGCAGGGGGUGUGCCUUUUAACUAAAGAUGGGUUACAAGCUGAGUCAUGAUAUAUUGUGUAUAAUUGUUUUAAAUGAGCUACAAUUAAACAUAAUAUUGUAAACUGAUGACCAUACUUCGAUUAUUUGAUCAUAAGUAAACUUAAACUAACCAUUAAAUGUAAAUUUCCCUCCAUUUCCAGUCUGAAACUGAGCUGGAGACUGAAGCGGUUGACACUGACCGUAUGAUUGUUGGAGAUAAGUGGAGAAGAAGUUAAGAAUGUAGGAACUGGAGUAAUCCCCUGAGACUGUUACAUCAUUCAAUUAGAUCAUGGCUAAUCCAUAUCCCCACUCUUUCUACCUGCCUUAGUUUUGUCACACUUGAUCCCUUUGCCUAACAAAAGAAAGAUAUCAAACUUGGGACUUGGAUGCAGAUUUUGAGUCAUUGCAAGUGCUUUAUUUUGUUUGGUUGAACAACUGUUGUAAGCCGAACACACUCUUGUUUGUCUGUGAUUUUUACCAAUCUUCUCUAUAGAUUUAUAACUCAAUAAAUUCUUACUCUAACCCAAA
Molecule: messenger RNA, 8558 nt
Organism: Rhincodon typus (whale shark)
Lineage: Eukaryota; Metazoa; Chordata; Chondrichthyes; Orectolobiformes; Rhincodontidae
Product: zinc finger protein 239-like
Exons: 2
Coding region: 769-1857 (362 amino acids)
Biological process (GO): regulation of transcription by RNA polymerase II
Molecular function (GO): RNA polymerase II cis-regulatory region sequence-specific DNA binding; DNA-binding transcription factor activity
Source: RefSeq, a predicted model, not a curated record